Messenger RNA from Cantharellus anzutake, 1733 nucleotides. Its product is annotated as nuclear protein DGCR14. The coding region runs from base 125 to 1645 and encodes 506 amino acids. The record is from RefSeq and is a predicted model, not a curated record. Gene Ontology annotation, cellular component: catalytic step 2 spliceosome. NCBI's taxonomy places the organism in Eukaryota, Fungi, Basidiomycota, Agaricomycetes, Cantharellales, Hydnaceae. The transcript has 4 exons.
CUAGCUGCACCAUUUUUCAAUCUGGAUGUCAAUGUUGUUAGUUUUACUGGAGUUUGCCGAACUACAGCUGCACUGCCAUUCAUCCCGCUGACUUCCGCGCUGGGUCGCAACUAAGCGACUGGCGAUGUCCUCAACACCCACAACAACACCUUCCUCCUCUAAAGCACUUAUUACCGGCCCAUCAUCGGGAGAUGUACCUCAAUAUUCGCUCAAUCGGCAAGUUGUUUUGGAGGAAGAUGAAUACACAUCUGCUUUGUCGAAGAUCAUAGCUCGAGACUUCUUCCCUUCUCUUGCCCACCUAGAUGCCACUAACUCCUACCUGUCUGCAUUGGACUCGCAAGACCAAGAUCGGAUCGAACAGACUGUUAAGCGCCUUGUAGACUUGAAGGCCACACCAGUUGCUCGUAGCUCUUGGGGCCAAGACACACCGUACGCUCAAGGGCCAUCUGAUACUCCACUUCGUACGCCUCGUAGAGAGGAUGGAUCUAGUUCUUCGAAAAAACUGCGCAUUGAUACAUAUUUGUCACUCGACGCCUUCCAAGCCAAAUACACUUCUGAGGAUAAUGCUUCAUUCACUGAUAUAUUGGAUGAAGAGAAUAAGAAGAGGAGAGAGAAGUACUGGUGGGCUUGGGACGCUGAGCGCAAAGUUAAUGAGAGCAAAGUGAAGGAAAUUGAAGGCCGAGACAGGUUAUUGCUAACGAACAGUGUUGCGCCGUCCACGAUCCAGCGGCAAAUUGAGGGGAAGGAACCAUCUGGAGCUGAAGAGGACGGGGGGGAUGUUAAGUCAUCGUCAGGCACUCUCAUCAUCCGCGCGAACGGCAACCAAUCGGGGGACGAACCAAACAAGCCAGUGGACGUGAUGGCGCCGAGAAAGGAUAUGCGCUCAGCCAGUGUCCCAGGCUGGCGAUUUAAGGCUCGAAACUCGCUUAUGUUUACCCCCGAUGCAGAUGCAUCACCAUAUCAUCCUCCAUCUUCGGUUCCUCCUUCCACCGGCAAUGAGCCACCGAAGGAGGUUCGACACGCGAAUACUCGCCUUCCCGAACAAUCAGAAGAAGUUCCUUCCUCGUCCGUACCGCCGAGUCCUACUAGAAGUCGUGUCGCUGCUGCGAUCAUGGGCACUCCUUAUCACAAAGAUGGAGGUGAGACACCUAAAGUGCAAGGUUUCGGGCUUGCAAUGAAGGAGUUGAUGACAUGGGGAACUCUUCUUGGAACUCCACGAGUCAUUCAGAAUGGGGAUGAUCUUGAUCCGUCGACCUUCAUUCCUUCGCCUUUCAAGGUACCGGAACCAUCUAAACGUGAUGAAUUGGGUCGACGCCUAGGCGUUCAGGCUUCAAAGUCGUUGCGUGAGAAGGCAACCCUGCUUUCUGCCCCCUCUUCCACUCCGCGCAAACGCAAAGCAGCUGGAGACAUGCCCCCACCCGCAUUCACACCUCGACGAGUCGCUCAAACUGAUAUGUUAAGUCCUGCCGCCCGGAACCUCCUUGGGCGAACAAAAAGUGGUGUUGGGCUGGGAUUGGACGCGACGACUGCACGGUCGGACCCGUCAUCUUCCCACCCGCAGCCUCAGGGGAAGGAGCUUGAUUUGCGGAAAGUUGGUUGGAGCCCGAUGAACACCCCAGUAACGAGUAACACUCGGCGUCGGUAGCCCUUCGACAUUCACAUCGCAUCUGUAUGAUCACCAUGUUAUCAUUAUUUUCAUUAAUGACUCUGUCAGUCCUACCUAAACGAAUAAA